CAAUUUCGACUAAUCAUCAAUAUUGUACAAAUAAAAAUCUCUUUGAAGGUUGAAAUCAUAGUCCACCCACAAGCCAACUGACCUCGACCUCGCUUUCCCCUCCGUGUCCCCCCUUCCAAAAUCCCUAUCCCCACCUUUCGUUACCUUCUCCUGCCCAGGCUGCGCCAACCCACCUACAACCUCGCCCGAAGAAGGGAUCCAGAUCCAAUCCCACCCCCGCUAUCUCGCCUCACCCCACCCUUUCCCUCCCUUCGCCCUCGCCCCCAUUCCAUCCGUCUCCAGCCAGCAGGCGCGCCAUGGCCACCCCGACCCCGACCCCGACCCCAACCCUCCGCAUCAAAUCGGCCGCUCGCAAACUCCCCAUCAAGCGAAAGCCCUCUUCUGACCCCAACCCCACCUCUACCCCCACCCAGGACUCCCUCCUCCUCGCCCCCAAGCCCGAAGCCGACGUCCCCCUAUCCGCCCUCCCACCCGACAACGGCUACGACGACGAGGACGACGAAGACGCCGAAGACGAUGAUGAAUCCGAAUACGUGCUGGCCUCCUCUGCGGCCGGCGUCGAAGGCGGCCCCGGAGGCGCCUCCGCCGCCGGCGAUUUGCGCUCCCCUCCCUUCAAGUUCCAUCGGAUUUGGUCUGAGUCCGACGAGAUCCGCUUCCUCCAGGGCCUCCUGGGCUGCUGGUCCCAGGGCAUGGUCUUUCCCCGCGACCUGAAUCUUUUCUACGAUCGUUUCUCCGAGUCGAUGCCCCAGCCCUACACCCGAUCCCAGCUCUCCGAGAAGCUCCGCCGCCUCCGCAAGAAGUUCCGCAUCAUGUCUGGCCGCAUCGCUCGCGGCCAGGACCCUUCCCGCCUCGCUCCCCACGACCGCGACCUCCUUCACCUCUGCACCCGCCUCUGGCACCCUUCCUAUGCCUCCUCCUCUCCCUUCUCCAUCCCCGAUGCCGCCGCCCCCGGCAGCGGAGGCAAUAAGCGCCGCCGCCCCAACCCCCGCGCCCCAUCCGGCCAUGCCCGCGCCGAGGGACCCCCUACCCCUCAGCUCCCACUCCCUCCCCCUCCCCCUCCCCCUCCCCCGCCCUCCCUUCCUUCCCAACCCGCGCCUCCCACUCCCUCGCCCGCCCUUCUCGUCCAACCCGCGCUUCCCCUCCCCCGCGCGCCCUCCCGCCCAAGCCACGCCUCCCCGCCCGCCCUCCCCGCCCAAGCCACGCCUUCUCCUCCCCCUCCCCCUGCCCCUCCCGCCCCCUCUGUCGACAAAAGGAGCUACUUUGACGAUGCCAAUCUGGUCGAUGUUCACCCUGUGCUCGUAAAGGAGGAGCCCUUUCCUACGAACGAUGAUGUUUCUGGCAAGGAGGGGCCUGGACAUCUGGUGGCGAGAACCAUCUUGGAUGUGUUUGAUGGGUGCCUGAAGGAGCUGCAGGCGACUCUGGCCCAGCAGGCGUUGAUUGGCAGCCCGGACUGCGCUUUGACGUCUGGUUCUGAAGAGAGCGAGCUGUUGAAGAGGUGGCGGGAGCAGCGGGUUGCGGAGAUGGACGUCCUGGCACGGCGCUUGAGGUUGGUUCUGGAGAGUGCGGUCAAGAACUGAUCUGAAUGGGUGAAGAGAAUGGGUGGGAUGCAAAGCCAUUUCCUCUGAACAUAUUAGAGAGGAUUUCCUAUUGAUGCUUGAGUAUAUUUCUCAUCUUUUUAUUGAUAUCUAAUAACUUCCAACCAAUCUGCUUAUUAUCUUCUUUCUCUAAUUCUGUUAUUUAUAGUUAGAGAGAAAUGUUGUUAGGUAGAGGUGUAGCUGAGCUUCUUAGUGGUCAGAGAUUUGGUUCUUGUAUUUCCAAGUAUGGAAUUUCAUUAUUGAAUAGCUUAAAUGUAUGCCUUCUCUCUCUCUCUUCUUUUUUUUUUUUUUUUGGUGUGAGACUUAACAUAUGUCCUUAACGUAUGUUAAGGACAUCUCCCUAAUAUAUGCCCUUAAUUCUCACCAACACCAUGACUAGGAUUUUAGAUGACGCUCAGCUAGAGUGGUCAUAUCCUCUCUUUUGUUGUAGAUAAGCUUGCUGAAUCUUGGAACGAGCAUACCAGAUCUUGGAAAAUCGUUAACUAGUGUAGAUGGUGAACUAUCAUUUGGCCCCUUGUCUGCAUGAUCCAGGGUGGGAUCUUUAUUAAGGGAAAUCCAUGAUACAUGCCACUUUUGCAACAAUUUACUCCCUGGACCUGCACUAAUUGAUGUUAACCAACUACAGAUAAUUUCUGCAUUCUAACGUCUAUGAAAAUUAUGCAUUGGAUGCAGCGAGGGAAUGGAUUAUUGCUAAAUGGUGUGGAGUUGCAUCUUAGAUCUCCAGUAAGAGGAACUAAUGCUGUUUUUUUACUCAUCAUAGCUGGUGGUUGCACAAUCAGCGUUUGGGGAAAAAAGAUAUAUAACCUACUGCAGGUAUUAAAAACAAGAACAUGGGGUCAAACAGUCCCAACUUUGUUGAGGCACGGUUGAUUUUAUGUUUUCAUGAUGAAGGUUUUAUAUCUAGUUUGGUAUGACUUGUAUGUCACUCGUGUUGGUUUUUUUGUUGUAAUGCAUCGAUUUCUUGAUAAAGUGGAACUUGGGAAAUUCGUUUUCCUGUUGUUUAUUCGUUUCUUGCUGGUGUUUCGGAUAUCACGUUGUGUCAAGCUUCCCCACCAAGCGCCUCUCUAUGGGGUUAAGGCACCAUCCUGUAGUUGACAACCAUCAUUAGUCAUCCAAUUUAAUUUUAUUUUUUUGUUAUACAAGAACUUUGUCACCAGUUAUUUGUUUGAGACAACAGGUUUGAUUUUUCCAUUUUUUCUCUCCUCAAUCCAAACUAAGGAAGCACCUUGGAAAUGUCACGCCAAGCACAGAACGUCCGAUACGAUAAGCCAUUGGAAAGUGGUAUUCAGGACACUUUUAAGCUUGUAUCUUGGUAGUUUCCAUGCAUUCUAGGUGUGGUUACCAUGGUUCAUCGAUCUUCAUCGAGCAACAUGUUUGCUUUGCCCGUACGAGAACGAGAAAGGCAAAAAGGUUAUAGUUCACAUAUCACUUACCGUACCAAGAUCAUGAGAGACUCCGACAACACUUGCAAAAGUUCUGCAUUCUUCCCAUCAAGGCUCCAGGAAACUUUGAUGCAAAUGUUAGUUCCAGGACACUCCUCUCGGAAUUCAGGGCAAGGAAGGGGGGUGUUUUCUUGAAUAUGUCUCAUUUGUUGCUUGAUAUCAAUUGAGAUCAUGGCAGUCUCCCAAGCAAAGGCAGUUAUGCUUCUUUUCUUUGACCUCCCAUGGGUCUUCACUUGAUUUCCAGUUGAUGGUGAUAAUUAGUUUAGUUGG
Elaeis guineensis (African oil palm) is the source of this 3307-nucleotide messenger RNA. The record is from RefSeq and is a predicted model, not a curated record. Lineage: Eukaryota; Viridiplantae; Streptophyta; Magnoliopsida; Arecales; Arecaceae.